This is a messenger RNA of Daktulosphaira vitifoliae (grape phylloxera), 2400 nucleotides long. RefSeq names its product protein kinase C, brain isozyme (gene Pkc53E). The record is from RefSeq and is a predicted model, not a curated record. Lineage: Eukaryota; Metazoa; Arthropoda; Insecta; Hemiptera; Phylloxeridae. Bases 147 to 2183 code for a protein of 678 amino acids. Gene Ontology annotation, biological process: protein phosphorylation. Gene Ontology annotation, molecular function: diacylglycerol-dependent serine/threonine kinase activity; ATP binding; zinc ion binding. The transcript is spliced from 15 exons.
AUGUGCUUCAGUUGGGUUGUACGUUUUUUUUCUGUCUGUUAUCAGUUAAGUGCACUGGUUGUCAUUUUUAAUAUUAUUAUUUAAUUAAAUUGACCAACGUCGUAUUCUCAUAGUGUCUUAGUUAAACCAAACAGACAACCAGUAAUAUGGCCGAAGAUGACGGAAAUAUGGAAGAAAACAAUAUUGGAGAUUUGAACACUAAGUUUGGUCUACGUUUACGUGGGCGAAAAGGUGCCUUGAAAAAGAAAAAUGUUUACAACGUCAAAGAUCACAAGUUUAUACCAAGAUUUUUUAAGCAGCCUACAUUCUGUAGUCAUUGCAAGGAUUUCAUUUGGGGAUUUGGAAAACAAGGUUUCCAAUGCCAAGUAUGCAGUUUUGUGGUGCAUAAACGUUGUCACGAAUUUGUAUCUUUUACAUGCCCUGGAGCAGACAAAGGUCCGGAUUCAGACUCUUCCAGGACAAAGCACAAGUUCAAAGUGCAUUCCUACGCUAGCCCGGCAUUUUGCGACCAUUGUGGUUCGCUAUUGUAUGGUGUCAUACAUCAGGGAAUGAAAUGUGAAGCAUGCGAUAUGAACGUGCACAAGAGGUGUCAGGAAAGCGUUCCAAACUUGUGUGGAUGUGAUCAUACUGAACGUCGAGGAAGAAUAGAAGUUAAAGUCACGUGCCAAGGAGUAAAACUUAUUGUUGAAAUUCGUCAAGGAAAGAAUCUCAUUCCUAUGGAUCCAAAUGGUUCAUCAGAUCCUUAUGUCAAACUAAAACUAAUACCUGAUACGGAUAGUAUUAAGAAGAAAACCAAAACAAUCAAAUCAUCUUUAAACCCUAUCUGGAAUGAAACUAUUACUUUUGAACUAAAACCGGAAGACAAAGACCGUCGUUUGUUGAUUGAGGUUUGGGACUGGGACAGGACGUCUCGGAACGAUUUCAUGGGGUCACUGUCAUUCGGCAUAUCCGAACUAAUCAAAUCACCGGUGGAAGGAUGGUUCAAGUUACUAACACAGGAAGAAGGUGAAUUUUAUAAUGUGCCAGUACCCGAGGAAGGAACCGACUUGGCCGCUCUGAAAAAUCAAAUGCGGGGCUCGAAAACUCAAAGUCGAAUUUCGAAAACUUCUAUUACAUGUAGAAAACCAAUGGUACCAGAUAAAGAUGUGCCACAUAAUAUGGGCAAAAAAGAUGUCAUAAGAGCAUCAGAUUUCAAUUUCUUGCAAGUACUUGGAAAAGGCAGUUUUGGAAAAGUAAUGUUAGCUGAGAGAAAAGGAACAGACGAGUUGUAUGCAAUUAAAAUCCUAAAGAAGGAUAUAAUUAUUCAGGAUGAUGAUGUCGAGUGCACAAUGGUUGAAAAGCGGGUUUUAGCAUUGUCAAGCAAACCACCAUUCCUCGUUCAGCUUCAUUCUUGUUUUCAAACAAUGGAUCGUUUGUAUUUUGUAAUGGAAUACAUCAACGGAGGAGACUUAAUGUUCCAAAUUCAGCAGUGUGGAAAAUUCAAAGAACCAGUUGCGGUAUUCUAUUCAGCUGAGAUCGCUAUUGGCCUAUUUUAUUUGCAUCUGAACGGUAUCAUUUACAGAGAUUUAAAGUUAGAUAACGUUUUGUUAGAUCAAGACGGCCAUAUCAAGAUCGCUGAUUUUGGUAUGUGCAAAGAAGGUAUUAUGGGCGAUAAGACUACAAAAACAUUCUGUGGAACGCCAGAUUACAUAGCACCUGAGAUUAUAUUAUAUCAACCGUAUGGGAAAUCUGUUGACUGGUGGGCUUAUGGUGUAUUGCUAUACGAAAUGUUAGUUGGUCAACCACCAUUCGAUGGCGAAGAUGAAGAGGAACUAUUUGCUGCCAUUACUGAUCAUAGUGUCAGUUACCCUAAGGGUAUAUCCAAAGAAGCUAAAGAAAUAUGCAAAGGGUUUUUGACUAAAAACCCAAUGAAACGUCUGGGCGGUGGUCUUAGAGGAGAAGAAGAUAUUCGAGGGCACGUUUUCUUCAGGCGAAUCGACUGGGCAAAAAUCGAAAACCGUGAAGUUCAACCGCCUUUUAAACCUAAAAUUAAACAUCGAAAAGACGUGAGUAACUUCGACAAACAAUUCACUGGAGAAAAAACAGAUCUCACACCAACGGACAAAUUGUUUAUGAUGAAUUUGGACCAAACUGAAUUCAUGGGAUUCUCAUUUCUCAAUCCAGAAUUCAUACAACACGUCUAACGGAUCUUCCACUCAUUCCUUUUUCAUCCCAUUCAAAAACAUAUUUUAUUUUUCAAUUCUAUAUACAGGGUUCUUUUUUUUAAUUUUUAUUCGCAUUUUCGUUCUAUUACUUAUACCGAAUUUAAAGAGUCAAUUUGUCAAAGUUAAAUAGCAAACGAAUUGUCAUCAUCUAUAAAAUUUUCUCUUGUUGACUCAUUUGUUUACAAAAUUUUUACCU